AUGGCUGACGGGUUGCUGGCCGGUGGUGGGUUGGGGUCGGAGGCGAUGGCGCGGGACCACGAGCGCACCGGCUGGGCUGUGGAAGAGGAGCUGGCGCCCUUCGGGAAAGGUUUGUUUGAAGAUGAAGAUUCAUACAGUGAUUGUAGCAAUCAUGAUAAACCAGGUACUAGUUUACAAAGUUUUGUGCCAGAAGGAAAAACUAACUUCCCAGAAAUGUUCCAGACAAGUCACCUUUUGUUCUAUGAGCGAUUCAGAGCAUAUCAAGAUUACAUUUUAGCUGACUGUAAGGCCUCUGAGGUAAAAGAAUUCACAGCUGAGUUCUUAGAGAAGGUCCUUGAACCAUCUGGAUGGCGGGCAGUCUGGCACACUAAUGUGUUCAAGGUGCUGGUUGAGGUCACAGAUGUGGACUAUGCAGCCUUGAAGGCAGUAGUGAGGCUUGCUGACCCAUACCUCUGUGAAUCUCAAGUCAGCACUUUUACUUUGGAGUGUAUGAAAGAGCUCCUUGAUCUGAAGGAACACCAGUUGCCCCUGCAGGAGCUGUGGGUGGUAUUUGAUGAUUCUGGAGUGUUUGACCAGACAGCACUUGCAAUUGAGCAUAUCAGGUUUUUCUAUCAGAACAUUUGGAGGAGUUGGGAUGAAGAAGAAGAGGAUGAGUAUGAUUAUUUUGUUAGAUGUGUUGAACCUCGAUUGAGAUUGCAUUAUGACGUUCUUGAAGACCGAGUUCCUUCAGGACUUACUGUUGACUAUCAAAACCUGUUGACUCAAUGUGAGGAGAGUUACAGGAAAUUUUUAAAUCUGAGAAGCAGUUUGUCAAAUUGUAACUCUGAUUCUGAGCAGGAAAACAUCUCCAUGGUGGAAGGGUUAAAAUUGUAUUCAGAGAUUGAACAGUUGAAACAAAAGCUAAAACUCAUUGAGAACCCUUUGUUGAGAUACGUGUUUGGUUAUCAGAAGAAUUCUAAUAUACAAGCAAAAGGCAUCCGUCCAAAUGGCCAGAAGGUCACCCAUGUGGUCUCCUCCACUAUGACGACUGGUCUGCUGCAGUCCCUGCUCAGGGAUAAGCUUUGUCCAGAGCCUUGUAAGGAAGAAAUAGAAAUUCAGUUCCAUAGUGAUCCGUUGUCUGCUAUAAAUACCUGCUAUGAGGGCGACACUGUUAUUGUUUGUCCUGGCCAUUACGUGGUACAUGGUACAUUCUCCAUUGCUGACUCCAUUGAGUUAGAAGGAUAUGGUCUAACAGAUGAUAUUGUGAUAGAAAAGAGAGGCAAAGGAGACACUUUUGUGGAUUGUACGGGUGCGGAUAUUAAAAUUUCAAGCAUAAAAUUUGUUCAGCAUGGUGCCGUGGAAGGAAUCUUAAUUAUUCACCGUGGCAAGACUACAUUGGAAAACUGUGUAUUGCAGUGUGAAACUACAGGAGUCACAGUACGAACAUCAGCAGAAUUUUUAAUGAAGAACUCAGAUUUAUAUGGUGCCAAGGGUGCAGGUAUAGAAAUAUAUCCUGGCAGUAAGUGCACCCUGAGUGACAAUGGGAUCCAUCACUGCAAGGAAGGGAUCCUCAUUAAGGACUUCUUAGAUGAACAUUAUGACAUUCCCAAAAUAUCCAUGGUGAAUAAUGUCAUACACAAUAAUGAAGGUUAUGGUGUUGUCUUGGUGAAACCUACAAUUUUCUCUGACCUGCAAGAAAAUGCCCAAGAUGAAACUGAAGAAAAUAAAGCACUUAAAGUUCAGACAAGUGGAGAGGCAGAUGUAGCUGAAAGAGUGGAUCUAGAAGAGCUGAUUGAAUGUGCAACUGGUAAAAUGGAGCUUUAUGCGAGAGCUGACCUUUCUGAGCAAGUCGAAGGCAAUUGUGAAAUUGUAAAUGAACUAGUUGCUGCCUCCACACAAAAAGGCCAGUUGAAGAAGAAAAGGUUGAGUGAACUGGGGAUCACACUUGCUGAUGACAACUUAAUGUCACAGGAGAUGUUUGUUUCAAUUGUGGGGAACCAGUUCAAGUGGAAUGGGAAAGGGAGUUUCGGCACAUUUCUCUUCUGACCACUGUGAUGUAAAUAGCAAAAUAUUGGAUUUUGCACAUGCUGCCCCCAAGAAUCACUGCU
Messenger RNA from Eubalaena glacialis (North Atlantic right whale), 2087 nucleotides. It is a transcript of the gene SHCBP1, whose product is annotated as SHC binding and spindle associated 1. Gene Ontology annotation, biological process: fibroblast growth factor receptor signaling pathway. Lineage: Eukaryota; Metazoa; Chordata; Mammalia; Artiodactyla; Balaenidae. The record is from RefSeq and is a predicted model, not a curated record. Bases 1 to 2025 code for a protein of 674 amino acids. The transcript has 13 exons.